Messenger RNA from Vombatus ursinus (common wombat), 811 nucleotides. RefSeq names its product inactive serine/threonine-protein kinase VRK3-like. NCBI's taxonomy places the organism in Eukaryota, Metazoa, Chordata, Mammalia, Diprotodontia, Vombatidae. Gene Ontology annotation, cellular component: nucleus; cytoplasm. Gene Ontology annotation, biological process: signal transduction; peptidyl-serine phosphorylation. The transcript is spliced from 6 exons. The record is from RefSeq and is a predicted model, not a curated record. Bases 171 to 686 code for a protein of 171 amino acids. Gene Ontology annotation, molecular function: ATP binding; protein serine/threonine kinase activity.
CUCUCCCCCCCAUCUCAAUCUCUCUCUGUCUAUCCACCCCCAUCUCAAUCUCUCUCUCUCUUUCUCAAUUUCUCCAGGACUUGAAAAGUGGACGCCUCUUCCACGAGCAGAUCUUCCUCCAGAGAGCAGUGAAGGAGAAAGAAGUGAGCAGAUGGAAGAAGUCGCACUUCAUGCCCUUCUUGGCCGUCCCAGCUUGCAUCAGCUUCGGCCUGCACCGGGACACCCACAGGUUCCUGGUGUUCCCUGAGCUGGGAAGAAGCCUUCAGUCAAUCCUGGACGACCGCCCCAACAACGUUCUGACAGAGAAGACCGUGCUCCAUCUCUUGUUCAGACUGGUGGACGCGCUGGAAUUCAUCCAUGAGAAUGAGUACGUUCAUGGGAACAUCUCCGCAGAGAGUAUCUUUGUGAAUCCUGACACACCUGGCCAGGUCACCCUGGCCGGCUACAGCUUUGUGUUCCGAUACUGCCCAGGGAGUAAGCACGUGGCAUACGUGGAGCAGAAAAGAGCCGCUCACCAAGGACCACUUGAGUUCAUCAGCUUGGACCUGCACAAGGGCGUAGACCACAGAGUCUCAGUGAUGGAGACCUCGGAGGCCACCUGCUGUGACCCAGGCUGGAAAAAGAGGCACCCAGGGAGGGGAAGUGCCUUCCUCCUGGGACAACUCGGAGAUGGCUCGGACUCGUAGGAGGCUGGCCCCACUGCUCCACCAUGGUUUCAUGUUCUGGGCUACGUAGAACCAAUCUAAUCUCUCUUCCAUGUGACUAUCCUUCAUGUACUUGAAGAAAGCUAGCAUAUUCCCAGUAAGUCUUU